AUGUAUAUCCCAAAUACCACAUGGACAUGGGCGUUCAUGCUUGCCGCAACCAUACAAGCCGCAGCCGUUUUGGCCAUUGAAUCAUAUGUAUUCGCAAAGUUUCAAACGAGUCUGGUUAAAGGCAAAGAACAAAUAGCCCUCGAUCGAACAAUUCCAACCUAUCUCACCCUGUUCAUUUUUGGUUUCCUCUAUCAGGUUGUCUUGGUAUACGAUUCGCUGCGACUUAAGAACACAAUUCAGGUUAUCGGUCUCUGCAUGUACAAUGGUGGAAUGUUGAUAUACGCCUCGAUUCAAUACGAUCAAAUUCAAACGGCGAUUGAGUCCCUGGGUAACCUUGGUUAUGUGGAUGCGAAUGCGAAUGUCUGGCCGGAUGUGCAAGGAUUUUUAGUCGCAGUUCCAUGUAUUAUCGCUUUCUUUACCGUCUUGAUGUCACUCAUAGCUUGGAAACUUUACGACGAAUUUGCCUGGACAAUUUACAAACACAUCAGCGCUGAUUUGCGAAUGAAACGGAGAUUCCUGACCUACCAAAUUUAUAUUGCCUUGUUGAAAUUCGAUUUCUUCUUCUUCCUGGGAUUCACGGUCCAAUUUCUAGUUAUCGUUACUGGUGUACAAGAUUUCGAGUUUGGCUUGACAAUAGCAGCCAUCCCCGUUACCAUCUUCAUUCUAUUCAUGGCCGCCUUCUGGACUCGUCGCGAAAACAAACCAGGGAUGCUCUCAGCCAUUUUCAUCUUCCAUUGUGGUCUAGCCUACUUUAUCUUUAAACUUGCCCGAAUGUACCAACCGGCCAAAGCUGCAGACUAUUUGCCAGUUCGUAAGAAUUUGACAAGUUUUGCUGUCAUCACAAUCAUUCUAAUUAUCCUAACGAUCGUAAACGCUUCCUUAUGUACGGCAAAUUUCAAUAAAGGUCUUAAGCCACAUUUGAGGAGACGAAAGAUCGGUGGCGAAGAGGAGAAAAUCGACAAUAUGACCGAAUUACCAGAUCUCAGUCAUUCUCAAAAACAAUCGAAUCGCAUGACGAUAGAUUAA
Messenger RNA from Sclerotinia sclerotiorum 1980 UF-70, 1026 nucleotides. RefSeq lists its product as hypothetical. Bases 1 to 1026 code for a protein of 341 amino acids. Gene Ontology annotation, cellular component: Golgi apparatus. The transcript has 3 exons. NCBI's taxonomy places the organism in Eukaryota, Fungi, Ascomycota, Leotiomycetes, Helotiales, Sclerotiniaceae. The record is from RefSeq and is a predicted model, not a curated record.